CUGAGCUGAGCGGAGGGGAGGGGAAGGGUAGGGAGGGGGUGUCGUCAAAACCCGACUCUUGCCGCGGCUAUCGGAGAGGUGCUGAGACUCUGGGCGCCGCUGACUGGCAGGGGGCGGCUGAGGAAUUCGGUGCUGUUCUGAAAGACGGCGCGUCUUGUGAGGAGCCGCCUCCCUUCCGCUGAGGGAAGGUCUACUUUGGAUAUUUCAAAAUAGUUGAAGAUAAACUGACCUGCAGUUUGGAUAGCACUUGCAGUCUGAAACUAACAACUGUGAUACCCCUUUAGAUACAUAAUGAGCACACUGAUGCAAGAUAAAGUUAGUGAACAACUAUAAAAUGCCCAGAUUUGGGUCAGCAAAGGCAGUUCAGAUUCAAAAUUCUGACAGCGAUAGCACCAUGGUGGAGAAACCAACUGGAAGAAAGAGCAAGGACAAGAUUGCCUCCUACAGCAAAACUGCAAAAGUGGAUAGGAGUGAUGUGGGAAAGGAGAUGAAAGAAAAGUCUUCCAUGAAACGUAAACUUCAGUUUAACGUUAGUCCAUCCAGAAAUGAAGAUCGAAAUUCAGACACAGAUUCAGACCCAGGACAUACAAAUGAAAACUGGGGGGAGAGAUUAAUGCCUACUUACAGGACAUAUUCAGAGAAAGAAGUCCCGGAGAAGAAGAAAAUGAAAAAAGAAGCUGCCAGUAAGAAAGCGGCUCCUGUUAGCAUACUUUUUGGUUAUCCACUAUCAGAACGCAAACAGAUGGCUCUCCUCAUGCAGAUGACUGCCAGGGACAACAGUCCAGAUCCCAACCUAAAUCAUCCUUUACAGACAGCACCAACACAAAAGAAAACAGCAAGUUCUUCAUCACGACGACAAGACAAAGUUAACAAGAGAAAUGAGCGAGGGGAAACCCCCUUACAUACAGCAGCCAUUAGAGGAGAUAUUAAACAAGUUAAAGAAUUAAUCAGUCUAGGUGCAAAUGUCAAUGUAAAAGAUUUUGCUGGUUGGACACCACUCCAUGAAGCUUGCAAUGCUGGUUAUUAUGAUGUUGCCAAGGUUUUGAUCGCAGCAGGGGCAGAUGUGAACACUCAAGGACUGGAUGAUGAUACACCACUCCAUGAUUCUGCAAGUAGUGGGCAUAGAAAAAUUGUGAAGUUGCUGCUCCGACAUGGUGGAAAUCCAUUUCAGGCCAAUAAACAUGGAGAGCGGCCAGUUGAUGUAGCAGAAACAGAAGAACUAGAAUUAUUGUUGAAAAGAGAAGUUCCUAUUUCUGAUGAUGAAGAUGGCUGUUCAGAUCUUGAAGAGGCACCCUCUGUAAAUCCUUCUAGUAUAGAUGGAAAUAUGGAUUCUGAGACGGAGAAGGAAUCUCUAGUCAAUGAUAGCAAGCAUGUUCCUGAUAAAGCACCACUUUCAUCAGCUCUUGAUGAAUAUGAAUUUAAAGAUGAAGAAGAAGAUGAAGUUAAGAAAAUAAUUGAUGACAGGCAUAUACCAAGGAAGGACUUGAGAAAGGAGAAUGAAUCUGAAACAGACCAGAGUAAUUUAUUUCUUAAACAGGAACAAGUAACCUUUCCAAAGUCAUUUAAAAAUAAAAAACAGAAGCCUUCCAGAGUUUUAUAUUCAAGUUCUGAAAGUUCAGAUGAAGACAUUCUUCAAGACAAAAAGAUCAUCUCAGCUCCAUGUUCUGUCACAGAAACUUCAAAUUCUGAUACAAAAAUUAAAAAAGAAUAUAUUUUCAGUGAAUAUAAACAAAAAGGAAAAGUUAAAAGAAAAUUAAAAAAUCAAAGCAAAAAUAAAGAAAAUCAACAAUUAAAGCUAGAAAAAGAAAACUCCAGAGUGACAAACUUGGGUCCUUCUGUGUUAGACUCCUUAGAUAAAAGCAGAGAAGAAGAAAAUUUAAAAAAGUCUUUUAGCCCAAAAGAGGAUUCUUCUUUGCAUUUAUUCCAUAUUACUGCUGGCAGAUCCCCAAAGCAUCCAUGUGGAUUAACUGAAAAGCAGUCAACACCCCUUAAACAAGAAAAUGUUAAGGCAUGUUUAUCACCAGGAGGGACUGAACUAACAUCACAAUCUGAGUUAGUUCGAUAUGAUCAUAAUACAGACUCUGAGUUCCUACUGGAGAGUUCUAGUGGCAAAUCAUGCAAGCACAAAGACAAAAGUAAGCAUCAGAAAGAGUUUCUUUCAGAGUUUGGUGAUAAAGCUAGUCCUAAACUGAAGGAGGAAGAUAAUAGCCCAUCCUUUGAAAGCUCUGAUUGCACAAUGAAAAAGGUUGACAAGGAGGGGAAAAUAAUUAAGAAACAUAAACUGAAACAUAAAGAAAAGGACAAGCACAAAAAAGAGCAGGACGGAGAGAAGGAAAAACAUAAGCACAGGGAGAGUUCCAAGGAUGUUCAAAGGAAUAUUGAAUUUGACAGAGAAUUUUGGAAAGAGAACUUCUUUAAAAGUGAUGAGGCAGAAGAUAUGUCAAAUAUGGACCAUGAAUCUCAGUCCUCAGACAGGAAAUCUAAGAUGGAAAAGGUUCUGAUGAAAGAAGACAAAUAUGUGAAGGAAAAAAUCUUUCAAAAAGAGAGAGUUUUUAGAGAGGAAAGAGAUAAAAAUAAAAAAGAAAAUGACAAGGAUGAAAAAACAAAAGAAAUAAAAGAAGAAAAAGAGAGCAUGUUCUCAGAUAAAGAAACAGAAUUGUUUUGCUUAGGUGUUAGGGAUGUAGCAACAAGUGCAUACAUAGUAGACAAAGAAAGAGACAUUGAGAAGCAGGAAAAAAGCACAAAGGAAUAUAGAGAGAAGGUGGAGAAGCGGAACUCUGCUACUGAAAAAGCAGAAAGAAAAAAUUUAGACAAAGAGAAAAAAAUAAAAUAUGAACAUAAGUCAGAAAAAGAGAGAUCAGAGCCCAGUGAGAAUGCAGAAAAGACAAAAGAAAAGACUUAUUUUCAGCAAACAGAAAAAUCUCAUAAAGAAAAUGACAAAUUAAAAAGUUUUAAUACUAUUAAAAAGCUUGAUGACAAAGAAAAAAGCAAAGAAAAACCUGACAAGAAACAUGACAAAGAAAAAAAUGAUAGACAUCUCUCUGAAUGCAAAGAGAAACUCUGCACUGAUAGAAAAUCCAAGAUUUCUGACAAGGAAGGUGAAUAUUCAAAGCUGGAAAAGGUCAAAAACAAAGAAAAGGAGGCUGAGAAAAAAGAAAAAUCUAGAGAGCGGGACUGUUCAGCAGUCGCAAAUGUAAAGCACAUAACAGAAGAGAAGAGGUGUAGUAUGGAAAAAAUAUUGUCCUUGAAAGAGAAACCAAAAGAUGAAUUGCUGAAAACUCCAGAUGGACGAGAGAAAGAUAAAAAAGAUAAAGAUAUAGAUAGAUAUAAAGAACGUGACAAACAUAAAGAUAAAACGCAGCAUAACAACUUCCUUAAAUUAAAACCUGAACCUGAAAAGCUUAAGUCUAAACCAUCAUCAGCUCCUAAAGAUACACGGCCUAAAGAAAAGAGAUUACUAAAUGAUGAUUUGAUGCAGACAAGCUUUGAAAGAAUGCUUAGUCUUAAGGACUUGGAAAUUGAACAGUGGCAUAGAAAGCACAAAGAAAAAAUAAAGCAAAAAGAAAAAGAGAGAUUAAAGAAUCGAUCCUGUUCAGAACUUAACAAAAUAAAAGAUAAGGAUAAAAUGAAACUUUCCCUUAAUGAAUUAAAAAAUAAAGAGUUGACUCGUUCAAAAAGCUCAGAAUUGUCUGAAGCUUGUGUGAAGGAAAAACAAUUGAAAGAUGCUACAAGUUGUAGGUCACAAUCUGUUGACAUAAAAAAUUUAGCAGCUGGUGGGAAAACAUCGCUACUACUAGACAAUUGUUCAAAUAGAUCCCCCAGAUCAGAAAGUGAAAAGACAGGACUAACAUCCAGAUCAGUAUCCAUGAUUUCAGUAGCUAGCUCAGAGGAUUCCUGCCAUACUACAGUGACUCCUCCAAGACCUAUAACUGAGUACGAUUCAGACUUUAUGCUUGAAGGAUCCGAUUCUCAGAUGUCUUUUUCACAAUCACCAUUUCUGUCUAGUGCCAAAUCGCCAGCUCAUCAUGAGACUGAUAGUUUAUCAGAGUUGCCAGAGCGUAAUAAAGCACCUUUUCCAAACAGACUUCCAGCAGCUUAUGUGAGAUCAGCAUCUGUUGAAGAUGUUAAAUUUGUUUUAACUGAUUGUAGGCCAGUUGUAGAAGUACGAAGAUGCAGUAUGCCCGCUGUUUAUGAAAAUACAAAACAGUUCCAAAUGUCAGAAGAAAAUAAUCCUAAUGCUGUGCUUUCAGUGCAGAGUAAUAGCUGUUCUCCUAAACAUGAAUCAACAUGCUCUAAUUUACUUGAAAAAGAUUCCCAAAAUGGCACAUCAAAUUUGUAUUCAGCUUCUGUAUCAUCCCCAGCUAGAUCUACUAGCAGCAAACCUAUUGUAUCAGAUGCAAUUGUUAAAAGUGCUACUCAGUCAAGCCCAUCGGGAGAAAGUCCUGUGCCUUCAGAGCAGAGUGGCCAGAGUAAUAUGACUCUCUCAAGUAAAUCAUGGGAUGUGCCUUCAGAUAGAUUUAAUUCAUUCAACAGUGAAUGUGCCUGUUCCAAUUAUACAGGUGUGGAUCAAGAUUCAGCAAAUGUCCGAGCCAUACAUAAUUCUGAAAAUAAAAUCAUGAAAGAACAGAAAAGUUCUGAACAGUUCCUUCAUCAUGUUGAAAACAUAGCAAAUUCCUUGUCACAGGAAUCAGCAUCAUUUUUGUCUCUCCAGUCAUCCUGUCCAUCUCGGAUUCAGACAAUCACAGAUACAGUCUGCAUGUCAAAGCAUGCAUCUUUACCAGAUAUUAGCAGCCUAGAGGCUCCAAUGGUUAAACACCAACAAAGUGCCAUUCAGGGUACCAAUUCAGUAUUUGAUGUAGAUGGUAACAGUAAAAUGAAGAUGGAAAAAACACUCUUUCCACUGAACAAUAAAAAGACAGAUGUACUUAUCACUGUAUAUCCUGAAAGCUUCACUAAGGAUAUUUCACAACAUUUUGAAAAUGAUUUUGCUGCAAAUGAUCUUCGCUCGCAUCCUAUUGCAAGUUCUUCUGUAGUCAGUAAGCUAAUUUAUAAGACAUUGCAAACUGAUGAACUUGGUAGUAACAUGAUUGAUAUUCAGAUCCCAGGUGAAAAAUCCCAUUCUGACGAUCUGUAUUCGUCCCAUGUGGCUAGUAAUAAAGAUGACCUAGAUUUACAGGAACUAAAUGACAGAACUCUGAAAGGAAUUACAAAUGACUAUAACAGAAAACUUUUUAAUGUAGACAACACAGAAAACAGUUCAAUGGAAGAAAACUUGCAGCAGUGCCUUUCACCUUGUUUGGAAAGUCAUUCACAAUUAAUUGAACAUGAAGUGCAUAAAUAUAGUCCAACAAUUAAGUCAGAAGUAGAAGAAGCAAUGGAAGAUCCUAAAGCAGACCACUAUGAAGUUCCUCAAAGAAUUACAAGGAACAGAGCAAAUAUGCUUGCUAAUCAGAGUAAGCAGAAUCUUAUUGGCUGCCCCCAAACAUCAGAAAGAGACUCUGAAUCAUCAUCCUCAAUGAAAGGGAGGAUAAGAUUAACUGAGGAAGAUGAUGCUCAGGCCCAUCAUCCACGGAAAAGAAAGCUGUCACGUGUUCCUCAGCCUGUGCAAGUGAAUCCUUCUGUGAUGCAAGCUAAAUCAAAAACUCAUCAAUCUCUGGCAGCUAUAGUAGACUCUCUAAAACUAGAGGAGAUUCAGCCUUAUAGUUCAGAGAGAGCAAAUCCAUACUUUGAAUACUUGCACAUAAGGAAGAAAAUAGAAGAGAAACGUAAACUAUUAUGUAGUGUUAUUCCUCAAGCACCUCAGUAUUAUGAUGAAUAUGUGACCUUCAAUGGAUCAUACCUCUUAGACGGCAACCCUUUGAGCAAGAUAUGCAUUCCAACUAUCACACCACCUCCUUCACUGUCAGACCCACUUAAAGAACUCUUUAGACAGCAAGAAGUUGUAAGGAUGAAACUUCGUUUACAACACAGUAUUGAAAGGGAAAAGCUCAUUGUUUCCAAUGAGCAAGAAGUACUGCGGGUCCAUUAUCGAGCAGCAAGAUCUUUAGCAAAUCAGACUUUACCAUUCAGUGCAUGCACAGUACUGUUGGAUGCUGAAGUGUAUAAUGUACCUAUGGACACCCAGAGCGAUGACAGUAAAACAUCAGUUAGAGAUCGAUUUAAUGCAAGGCAGUUCAUGUCAUGGUUACAGGAUGUGGAUGAUAAAUUUGAUAAAUUAAAGACAUGUCUCUUGAUGAGGCAGCAACAUGAAGCAGCAGCUUUAAAUGCUGUACAGAGAUUGGAAUGGCAGCUUAAACUACAAGAACUUGAUCCUGCAACUUAUAAAUCCAUCAGCAUUUAUGAAAUUCAGGAGUUCUAUGUUCCUCUUGUGGAUGUUAAUGAUGACUUUGAAUUGACACCUAUAUGACAGCUAGUAGCUCAUGACUGUCACAGCUUAGGUUUGUGGGGCAUACGUGUAAUUGUUUAAAAUAUAGCACUAAUGUGGAAUACUGCCUUUUUCAAUAUUCCAUAGAUUCCUUCAGAAAUGCUUCACAAAAUCUCACUCAAUAUUGUAAAUGUUCAUACCAUUUAGUAACAAAUGGUAUUUAUUUUAGAUUCUAGGUCCAAAAAGCAUCUUCCCAAUGAAUCUAUUUAUGUACAACAACUUUUCAUUGAAGAUUUAACAGCGCUGGCAGCUGUUACAAGAGAGCCACUAAAAAGCACUUAUUUAAAGUCUGCUUUAAUGAUUUUUAUUAUUAAACUUAAAACUCCCACAGAAAUACAACUAACCUGUGGAAGAAAUUAUAAGCUUGUGGGGAUGUGGGAAGUAAGAGUCUAUUCAUCAUAUAAUUUAUAGGUCAACUGUACAGUUUUCUUUUUGAAAAAGAUGUAAUAUUGUUUUCAUUUUUUUAAAUAACUUAUUUUAUACAUAUUGCGCAAAUGUAAAUAUUCUUGUAUUUAAUGUUCAACUCUGUAUAAAAAAUAGAUAUUUUAAUUGUAAAACUGUUUUGUCUAAUGUUUUAUUGGACCAAAGUUGUUGUUUCCUAUGUGUAGUGUGUAGGCAAUUUUCUUUUAAAAGGCAUGUGUUUGAUUUAGAUGCUUGUUUCAUCACAUAACUGUGAAGAUUUGAGACUGAGUGGUAGUGCAUGCUAACUCAGCUCAAGUUUUUCGUUAGUGUGUGGUACCCAAACGAUUGCAACCUGUGGUGCCAAUCCACCAAGCACUGCUUCUGUACAACCUCCAUUCAUUCCAAGGAAUUUGCAUGAAUGCCCAUUUCAACAUACUUUGCAGCAGUGCUUAAUGGAUUACACCUUGACUUCUCAGAGCCAUUUUUUUAAUUGCUCUGCUGAAAUGCCAUGCCUGUGAUUUUCUAUGCUGAGAGUAUUUUGUUUAAAAUCUUUAAGAUUAUAAACUUGCUCUUACAUAGUGGUCUCAAAACAAGCCUAUUCUUCCCCUCCCCUUCCAAAUGCCUCUCAAUGAAAAAUUCUUAAAUUGUAUAUUGUCUAUUUUAAUAAUUACCUAUUGAAGCAUAUGUAAAUAUCUGUAAAUAUAAUGUUUAAUAAAUUCUAUUGGUCAUGCUAAAAAA
Hemicordylus capensis (graceful crag lizard) is the source of this 7564-nucleotide messenger RNA. It is a transcript of the gene ANKRD12, whose product is annotated as ankyrin repeat domain 12. NCBI's taxonomy places the organism in Eukaryota, Metazoa, Chordata, Lepidosauria, Squamata, Cordylidae. Bases 335 to 6406 code for a protein of 2023 amino acids. Gene Ontology annotation, molecular function: protein binding. Gene Ontology annotation, cellular component: nucleoplasm. The transcript is spliced from 14 exons. The record is from RefSeq and is a predicted model, not a curated record.